AUGCCGAUUUGUCUUUGCUCUCUCUCCUUUCAGGAUCCCUCGGUGACACAGCUCACAAACGCUAGCCAAAGUGGCUUGGAUGAAUUCAACCCCUUUUCCGAGAGCUCCCAGCUGACAAAUGCAGCACGGACGACGCCAGCCACGCAGCCCUCUGGCCGCUCGCAGCCUGCUGUUCUGCAGACGUCCGUGGAGCCCACUCCCCAGGCUGUGGCUGCAGCAGCACAGGCUGGGCUUCUUCAGCAGCAGGCAGAAUUAGAGAGGAAGGCAGCUGAGUUGGAGAAGAAGGAAAGGGAAUUGCAGAGUAACACAGCCAGCAUUAAUCCGAGGCAAAACAACUGGCCACCUCUUCCCAAGAAGUGUCCGAUCAAGCCGUGUUUUUAUCAGGAUUUUUCUGCAGACAUCCCGGCUGACUACCAGCGGAUAUGCAAGAUGCUGUAUUACUUGUGGAUGCUGCAUUCGAUUACCCUGCUCCUAAACCUGCUUGCUUGCCUGGCGUGGUUCACAGUCCAGACGGAAAGAGGAGUAGACUUUGGUCUCUCGAUCCUGUGGUUUAUUUUAUUCACCCCUUGUGCCUUUCUCUGUUGGUACCGACCAAUUUACAAGGCUUUCAGGUCUGACAGUUCCUUCAGCUUCUUCGUCUUCUUUUUCAUCUUCUUGUGCCAAAUAGUCAUCUACAUCAUCCAGGCUGUCGGCAUUCCUGGCUGGGGAGACAGCGGAUGGAUUGCGGCGCUCUCUGAGCUGCACUGGAACCUGGCUGUGGCUGUCAUCAUGAUGGUGGUGGCAGGAUUCUUCACGCUGUGCGCGGUUCUCUCGCUCUUCCUCCUGAAGCAGGUGCAUUCCCUGUAUCGGCGCACGGGAGCCAGUUUCCAAAGGGCCCAGGAAGAGUUUUCCCAAGGCAUCCUCACCAACAGGGGCUUCCAGAACGCAGCCGCCGGGGCGGCCUCCUCAGCCGCACAGAGUGCUUUCCGGGGAAACUAGCCCUCCCAGGGGCCGCCUCCCCCUCGCUUCCUCUGCCGUCGUCACCCCAACCUUCUUUUUUGGGUUUGUUUUUUUUCCUAAAGAUGCACUUUUCAGCGGUACCAUGUUAGCUCUGUGAUGCCGACUCCAGAUGAGAAGAGGUGUGGGGUUUGUUUGGUUUUUUUUUUUUAGCUUCAGCUGGCCUACGUUUAUGAAGAUUAGUUUUCCCUGUCUUGUUUUAGGGUGUGGGGAGAUAGGGGAGACAUUCUCUGAAGCAAAUAUAUUUCUCUAUCCAGGA
Messenger RNA from Aptenodytes forsteri (emperor penguin), 1255 nucleotides. RefSeq names its product secretory carrier membrane protein 2 (gene SCAMP2). Gene Ontology annotation, cellular component: trans-Golgi network membrane; recycling endosome membrane. The record is from RefSeq and is a predicted model, not a curated record. NCBI's taxonomy places the organism in Eukaryota, Metazoa, Chordata, Aves, Sphenisciformes, Spheniscidae. The transcript has 8 exons. Bases 1 to 978 code for a protein of 325 amino acids. Gene Ontology annotation, biological process: protein transport.